UCUUAAAACCUUUAAAAAGCAGUUGUGCAAUAAUUUAUUUCAAUCUUGCGUGCCAAGUUAUUGUAAUACCCAAACUAUCUAGGGGUGAAGUGAAAUGUAGAUAAAGGAAGUUGAGUGUAGUAGGUUUCCUAUACCAUUUUCCAGUCUCUUUAAGUACAGGAGUACAACACAUGCAUUUGGGGGAGUCCUUUGCAGCACUCAUUUGAGGCAGUUUUUACUCAACAAGCCUCACCUUGAUGGCUUGCUGGCAAACAACCCUUCACUCAGCUGUGGCUGCACUGCAUGGUGUGCUGAUCUGGGGUAGGACUUCAAGAUUCUACCUUCUGUCCAGGUACCUUUCCUGAUAAAUGAAUGAGUCAGCGAUGAUCCUUGGCUUCAUGUAAUCCUUCAAUUAAUUUUAUCUCCAUGGCAAUGCCUUACUCUGAAACUAAGCCACGCCUGUAGUUUGAGUAAUCAUGGUUGAGGGCAAAGGUUGUGCAGCCCUCAGGAGGGGCCUGCAGCCAUGCUGCUCCCGGAAGGACGGGAAAAGGAGGAUAGCAUUCAGAGGCGCUGCUCAGCCCGAGGGCUGGGAGGCAUUCCUGUCUGCCAGCAGCUUGGGGUGAGAAAGCUGCCAUGAGGACUUUUGAGGAACAGACAGCAUGUGUUGUGGAAGCCUUAUUUGAUGAUCUCCUAAAUGAGGAUGAAGCCGAUUUCCGAUGCCUGCAGACAGACUCAGGAGGGUCUGUGCAGUCUGAGGAAGAGCCAAGUGGUUUUGACCCCGUUAUUAUUGCCAGUCGUCUGCGGCAGAUUGGCGAUCAGUGCAACAUGGAUUUUGAAAGGGUUUCCUCACAGGUUCUUCAUGAAGUACUCAUGGGGAAGAUGGAGAAAUUUGGGGCUGCUGUGGAUUCUCUCUGCAAAAGGUGGAGUGACCAGAACCCUGAGCUGGUCUAUGAGAGAGCUUUUCUCUCUGUUUCUGUGAAACUGAUGAUGUAUAUUCUUAAGAAAGGAGCUGCUAAUGUCAAUCCUGGUCACCUCGUAAAAGCGAUUAAUGAAAAUGCUCAAGUGAAAAACUACAUUGAGACCCGUGGAGGAUGGGAGAAGUUGGACAACUGAGAGACAACCUUCCAGAAUGUGAAGCUGGGAUUUUCAUUGAUUUAACUGGGACAAUUGCUUUUAUAUUUCUUCAGGAGAUUGCUAGAAGAACUGUAAUUUAUAAAGAAAUUCUGUAUCACUACGAAUAAAAAGGAAUAAA
Messenger RNA from Lagopus muta (rock ptarmigan), 1231 nucleotides. It is a transcript of the gene BCL2L15, whose product is annotated as BCL2 like 15. The transcript is spliced from 4 exons. The record is from RefSeq and is a predicted model, not a curated record. Bases 613 to 1092 code for a protein of 159 amino acids. Gene Ontology annotation, biological process: regulation of apoptotic process. NCBI's taxonomy places the organism in Eukaryota, Metazoa, Chordata, Aves, Galliformes, Phasianidae.